This is a messenger RNA of Aphanomyces astaci, 1540 nucleotides long. RefSeq lists its product as hypothetical. Gene Ontology annotation, molecular function: cysteine-type endopeptidase activity. Gene Ontology annotation, cellular component: lysosome. The record is from RefSeq and is a predicted model, not a curated record. The transcript is spliced from 4 exons. Lineage: Eukaryota; Oomycota; Saprolegniomycetes; Saprolegniales; Verrucalvaceae. The coding region runs from base 20 to 1441 and encodes 473 amino acids.
CUUGAUCAUCGUCGUCAAAAUGCGGACUUUCAUUGUGGUUAUUGCCGCUACUGCCGUCGCCGUGACGUCCUCGUCCGUGCAUGUUCCGUCGGUAGAUGAUUUCGACAAGGCCCUACAUGAACACCGCAAGUCCCGUAACGCUGAUGACGCAGAGCCCCUCUCCAAAAGCGGACGCGACGUUCGACAAGCUGCUCUCGCCAAGUCCGCCGUCGUCAUUGCCGAACACAAUGCAAACCCGCAUCGAUCCUUCACCAUGAAGUGGAACGCCAUGAGCGACCUCACUGAUGCCGAGUACCUCGACCUCCUGCACACGUCACCCGACGAAGUCCACCCGCCGUCCCAUCACCGCGUGCAACCCGCCGACUCUUUCCGCCGCCGAAUGCUUGCAUCGGACAAUUCUGCAGACACCAUCGACUGGUCGACGAAGGAUGGCGGCAAGUACGUGACCCCUGUGAAGAACCAAGGCAGCUGCGGCAGCUGUUGGGCAUUCACGGGCGCCGCCGUCGUCGAGUCCAUGGCAGCCAUCCAAUCCAACACCCAAGCAGUUCCAUUGAGCGUGGAGCAAAUCCUGAGCUGCUCUCGGUCCCUUUUGCAUGUUCAGAGCGCUUACCCGAACCGCAUGGUGAGCUCCGCGAGGGGCUGCGGCGGCGGAAUGACGUUCCUCGCGUACCAGUACCUCGACCAGCUCGCUCCCCACGGCCUCACUUGCGAACCCGAGCUCCCGUAUCGCAUGAAACUUAUCGCAGACUCGUACGAUACAGCCCGCUGCAACGACGCGUUGAACGUGUCGGCCGCGUGGGAUACUGGGUCGUCCUCGUUCCUGAGCAUCCAGAAUGACGAGAAUGCGAUCGUCGCCGCCCUGCAAGACGGCCCCGUUAGCGUGAGCAUCGACGCCAGCGGCGCGGGGUUUCGUCACUAUGGCGGGGGUAUCUACGACGCCGCCGACUGCAAGACCGACGGCAUAUUUGUCGAUCAUGCGGUCAUCUUGGUCGGGUACGGCCGUGAGGAUGGACAGCUCUAUUGGAUCAUUCGCAACUCGUGGGGAAGCAUGUGGGGCGAGAAGGGGUACAUGCGGAUGCGGCGGUCGGAAGCAACGUCCAAGUCGGGGCCGUGCAACUUAUUUUUGUAUGCUUCGCAGCCCAAGCGCGUUCGCCACGUGGCUAAUGAAGUGUGCGACAAAACCACCCAAGUCGUAGCAACGCCAGAUCUGACGCUGUGGGCGUUCUGGCCCACGAACGUCGAGCAAGGGGCGCUGAUCUACGGCGUGUCGGCGGCGGUGGUCGUGCUCGGCGUCGUUCUGCACUUGUACGGGGAGUACCGCCUCGCGGUCAACUUCCCCAGACAAACGUACGUCGACAGCUUCAUGCGCAACCAACUGCCCACGCAAAGCCAGGUGCUCAUGCACAUGGCCCAGCGAAAAGCCAAGCAAGCCAUGGUCUAGUAACUACUACUAGUACAUACACUCUACUGUCCUUGUUGUGCGUGUUGAAAGUUGCACGAAAUAGCAUAGUGAAGAUAUCAAAACAUGUGUGAUUCAAAG